GCGAACAUUACAAAUUAAAAGGAAAUUACAAGUACACUGCUUUUGCAAAUCCAUUACCCGAACAUGUUUGAUUGUUUUCUUACAGUGCAGGGAGUAGCUUUUUCUAAAGAGGCGUAAAACCUAGCUAGUUAAGCAUCUGGAGUGAGUACGACGGCGGUGGAGAUGAGUAGCGGCGCCCCAUUCCUUCCAAUAGAAAUCAUCUCCGACAUUCUCAAGCGCCUUCCGGUGAAAUCCCUAAUCCGAUUCCAAAGUGUGUGCAAUCUCUGGAAGAAUCUCAUCAAGAGCCCAUCUUUCAUCGCCAGCCACCUCGACCACUCCGGCCGAGAAUAUCCCUCUUUUAUUUCCAGGUGUGGGCACACCGUCUCCGGUAUCUCGUUUCACUCUUUUCUCGACCGGGACAUGCAACUCCGCCGAGUUCAGAACCAUACUUUAUUCUAUUCAAUCAAGUACCCUAGGAUCGUCGGCUCCUGCAACGGCUUGCUCUGUGUUCAAGAUAAGACGCCUGGUUCUUUCAUGUCUCCUCUUUACUUGUGCAAUCCUGCGAUCUCUGAGGUUAUACAGGUGCCUAGAAGCAGACCAAGCAUGGAUCUAUGUUAUCUUUCUAGUGUAGGCUUUGCAUUCAGUCCAACUAUUAAUGACUACAAAAUUGUCAUACCCUAUGUGAAGCAGAGUGAUAUGGAAUUUGGAUUUGAAGCUUAUUCAGUAACCACAAAUUCAUGGAAGAAUAUAGGAAUGGGCAGCUUUAAGGGCAUACGUCAUUGCACUGAUGGCAUUACUUUGAAUGGGUCUAUGUUUUGGAUUGCAUCACAGAGAGGUUUGGCAAUUCAUGAAAGAGAAUAUAAUGUCAUACUUUCGUUGGAUUUAGCAAUGGACGAGUUAAGAUUGAUACUGCUGCCUCCUUCAUCUUCGAAGGAUAUUCCGAUCUUGACGGUGUAUGAGAACAGGCUUGCCGCAUUUCAAACCUCUCUUACUAUAAACCCAAGAAAUUGUUUGAUCGAAUUGUGGGUGAUUGAGGAAGGCAUUGGUAGUUCUUGGAGCAAAAUAUUGAGUUGUGGCCCUUAUCCACACAUUGUAGCGCCGUUGACCAUUUGGAGGAACCAGAUUGUCUACGAUGUUUUUCCUGAAUAUUCAGUAGAGGGGUACGAUGAUGAUGCUGCUGGUAGUUUUAUGUUUGAUCCCACUUCCAAUGAGGUCAAGGUCCUUUGUUCGGGCAGACAUGGCACUCUUGGUGCUGUGUUUCCAUAUGUUGAAAGCCUUGUACCCAUUAGCAACAUCCACACUAGAAGUCAUUGAUUUCAAAGCGUAGUCGUUGUUUAAUUGUUAUAAUGCAUUGCAGAUUUACUGAUUGUAUUGGCUCUUUGUAGACAAUGAUUACUUAAUUGUAUUUUCCUAGUUGUAGAACAUUUAAAACGCCUCUUAGAGACUCGAAGGCAUUUUAUCCUACAAGUUAUUUGUUACCUUUAUGGGAUUACAUUGCACAUUUUACAUUCGUAUGUUAUUUAUUAGUCUAUGUAAAUGUAUUGUUUCCCGG
Messenger RNA from Cuscuta epithymum, 1531 nucleotides. The record is from the annotation of a GenBank genome assembly. Lineage: Eukaryota; Viridiplantae; Streptophyta; Magnoliopsida; Solanales; Convolvulaceae.